AUGUUGAGAGACGCUGGAGUGGAACAGACACAUUAAUUAAUCGACAAAAUAGAAAUGAGAGUCAAAAACUUUCUCAAGACUCAAUCUACCAAGCAAAUAUAACCAUUGCAAUUAAACAAUUCAAAUUUAGACUUUAAUAAUAGACACAUAUCGAUGUAUUCAAAAAAAGAGAAGGGAGACUCUAACAUUUUCAGUCAAUUAGAAAAUAUUCCACCAUAGAAACAAUUGACAUAAUGUUCGAGAACAUCAGAUUGCCAAAUUCCAUUAUUGAAAGAAAUCUAAGAGAUUGAUCAAUCAUAUAAAAUUGAAAUCGAUUAACUCAAAAAUACAAUUGUACAACUUAAAUAAGUCAUUGAAGAGCUUAAGGAAUGUGUCACUGGAUUAACAUAACAGUUAGAUUUCAAAUAGAAAGAAGUUGAUUAAAUUAACAAAGAAAACGAAAAUAAUAAAAUUCUAGUGUAGACAUUACGAGAUGAAAAUUCCUAUCUAACAAGAGAAAUUUAACAGUUAAUGAAUGCAUAAAAUCCAGGCAAUCCUAAAGUUAGUUCUUUAACAAUUGAAGUUUAGGAGGAGAGAAAAAGAAGUGAAAAAUUAUAACUCGAAAUAAGUGAAAUCAAAUCAAGAGUUGAAAAAUAGAGAGAUUCUGCAAAAACGAAUUCAGACUUCUAAAUCAUAGAAAAAUUGGUUCAUAAGUUAGAGGAGGCUUAGGAAUAACAGCAACGUUAAAAUUAAUAGUUUAUGAAAUACGUAAUAUAAUAUUUGGAGAAAUAAUAAAAUCAGUCUUUGAGACCAAGCUCCACAAUAUUUUAGAGUAAUCACAAAAAACAAAAGUCUAGUUUAAAGAAAAAAUGA
Paramecium tetraurelia is the source of this 852-nucleotide messenger RNA. RefSeq lists its product as uncharacterized. NCBI's taxonomy places the organism in Eukaryota, Ciliophora, Oligohymenophorea, Peniculida, Parameciidae. The transcript is spliced from 2 exons. The record is from RefSeq and is a predicted model, not a curated record.